Messenger RNA from Aaosphaeria arxii CBS 175.79, 767 nucleotides. RefSeq lists its product as uncharacterized. The record is from RefSeq and is a predicted model, not a curated record. The transcript has 2 exons. The coding region runs from base 160 to 615 and encodes 151 amino acids. Lineage: Eukaryota; Fungi; Ascomycota; Dothideomycetes; Pleosporales.
UCCAAUACCUACGCUCAACGUACCUCUGGUUACGCAAACCCGUUUCGACUCAAUUCCCCAACCCGACUCAACUCAGCUGUACUCAGCUGUACUCAACUCUAUUCAACGCUACCAUCGACCAAAUCCACAUACAAUCAUCCCAUACAACGAACCUCCACCAUGGCAAGCAACGCCAGGUCAUACUAUUCACUCCCCACACAGCCACCGCAGCACAACAGAUCAAGCAGUCGCCGCCCACCUCUGACGCCUUCAACUGUUUCCUCGCCUUGCAUCAGCACAACCCAGGCUCCUGUCGUUGCUCGGAGAGACUCUUCUGGUAGUCCCACUCGCGCGUCCGCUCUUCUGGCUAAGGUUGCCUCCCACCCAUCAACACCUCGUGGAGAAACCCCAAUCCCAAGUCCUAUUCCUUCGCCUGGAGCCAGGUCCAAUGGAAUGGAAACGAACCCUUUGUAUUCACCGGAGAGGCCUGCCGUAUGGAGGAGUGAGAGCGAUCGUUACGUCCAGCAGUAUAGGAAGCAGGAUGGAUAUAUCAGCUUUCCUGACUUUGAGAAGUUCUGCGAAUCUCAAAAUCCUUACGAUGGCCAACGUCAUGAGUGUACCACUGUCAAGACAUGAUUGAGUCCACGGAAGGACUGCAAGAUCAUGAGUGAGAAUGUAGUGACUUAACACUACUUCGAUAAUGCUGCCACGGUAUAUCCGAUGGAACUACGCACCGCCAACAGAGGCGACGGCUGGUCCUGCAUUAAGGUCGACAGGCUCUCCAUUGU